Cladocopium goreaui is the source of this 1813-nucleotide messenger RNA. The record is from the annotation of a GenBank genome assembly. Lineage: Eukaryota; Dinophyceae; Suessiales; Symbiodiniaceae.
CAGAUUUAACCAACCAUUUUGUCCAUGAUUGCAAUCCUACGGUAAAGAAGUGGUCGGCUGAAACCUCAAAACUUCACGAUCCUUGUAUUUCUGGCGUUUCCAAUUGUUUGCGUGACUUGGCCGGAAGAACAACGAUGCAGAACCAGGUGCAAAAGGUCACAGAGGAGAUUCUUGAAGAUCUCCAACAGUCAUUGCAGUCUCGCCUGGAGCGGUUCACCGGGACUCUGAGCAAGAUCAAGUCGUUGCAGUCUCAAGUGGAAGAGAAGCAGGCUGUUAUAGACUCGCAGAGGGCUUCCAUCGACAGGCUGCAAAGUAGAUUGGAGGGCUUGGAAAAACGGCUUGCGCUCUCUGAGACUCAUGUGAAAGAGUUGGAGGCUCAUAGGAAGGAUUUGCAAAAAGACUUGCAGCAGAAGCAGGCUGAGCUAAGUACCGCGCAGACUAUCAUAGAGGACUUGGAGGUCGAUGUUGAGGAAUUGCAAAAAAAACUGUCUGAAAAACAGCAAAGCAGAAAAACUUCCUCCACGCAGACGCAGACAACAAGUAAGGCAUUCAAAGAAUCCAGGGCUCGUUUGGUCACUCAAGUGAAGAAUCUAGAGAAGCAGGUUGUGCAGACAGAGAAAGAAAAAUCAUCGUUGGCACAGCGGUUUGAUGCGCAACCGCAAGUGGAUGGUGAGACUUGGCAAUUUCAGGGUGACAGCGGCGAAUGGAUCUCAUUCACUGAGAAUUCGAACAAAGAUUUGAUGGACAAGUUCAGAGAAGGCAAGGAGGUUUGCGAGAUCAAGAUAGAUGGAAAGACCUAUGACAUCAGCUUUAAAUACCGCUGGCAGAGGAACCAACGCACCAAGAAGGAACGGAAAAUCCGCUGUUGCUUUGGUUUACCAAGCCACUGGAACGUCACAGAUGAAGAUGCGUUGAGGCUUCUCAAGGAAAGUCUGCAAGCACCACUUCCACAAAUGCAUCCCAGCACCGAUAUUUGGGAAACAGUCCAGAAAGUAACUGACCGAAAGAUGUUGUCAAGCUUAUCGAAGGUGCUGAACCAGUCCCUUUCCCGUCAUGAUGGCACUCACUGUGAUUGCCCUCAUGGAAGCUCCAACUUCGUUGUGAUCGAGGCUUUCCAGAUCAAGAAUCGUCAUGUGUGGCAACGGUACCAACGCUGUGUUCGAUCCAUCCGUGACAAGCACAAGCAGCAUGGUAUCUCUCCUGGCACCAUCAGUCCGUUAUUGAGCAAAGCCUUGAGUGAGUUUGCCAACGAUAUCGACGUGGACCAAGCUGGCAACGAGCGCCUUCUCCUACACGGGACGAAAACUUUUGAAGUUGGAAAAACCAUUGCAUCAGAAGGCUUUGACAAUCGGGUCGCCAAGGAUGGACUCUUUGGAAAAGGCACCUACUUUGCAGCCCAGACUUGCAAGGCUGCUCAAUAUGCUUCCAUACAUGGAAUGUCUCAGAAAGCAUCACAGCAGAUGCCAGGGACCAUGCUUCUGGCUCGGGUGGCUAUUGGGGAUCCUUUCUACACAGAAGGUCGGUGUCACACCUUGUCACGUCCUCCAGAGACGGAUGGCCGCCGGGCUGAUUCCAUCAUUGCACGGCCUGGCAUCCCCAAUGGCCAGCCUGGCGGAGUGCAGAGCCAUAUGGAAGUUGUGACCUUUGACCCAGGGCAGGCCUAUCCGGAGUUCAUCGUGAGGUUUACUGAGGAGUAAUGAAAUCAAUGGAGAGCCCUUAGAAAUCGAAGCUCCCAUCAAAAAUGAUGGGUGCUUGCCAGUGGCAAUCUCCGGUUUGCUGGAGGUGCAGAAUCGCCCUAUGCAGAUUCUUGCGC